Molecule: messenger RNA, 1980 nt
Organism: Chinchilla lanigera (long-tailed chinchilla)
Lineage: Eukaryota; Metazoa; Chordata; Mammalia; Rodentia; Chinchillidae
Gene: Gpr183
Product: G protein-coupled receptor 183
Exons: 2
Coding region: 218-1291 (357 amino acids)
Biological process (GO): G protein-coupled receptor signaling pathway
Cellular component (GO): membrane
Molecular function (GO): oxysterol binding; G protein-coupled receptor activity
Source: RefSeq, a predicted model, not a curated record
AAAGUGCACACGCAUGUGAGGCUAGCCGAUCACUACUAUGCUCAGUCACAGGGCGACAGGAAAAGAAGGCGACACCAUAAAAGGGCGUCUGCACAGCGUCUCUUAAGGCAACAUGCGAAGCUCAACUGACUCCAGUCCGGGCAAAUACUAACUGCUGCUCACAGAGGCUGGGACAAGUUGCUGCUAUAGACUCUGCCCACCACCACUGGAUCUUGAAAUGGCGAACAAUUUUACCGCCCCCUCCCCAACUCCCCAGGGAAAUGGCUGCGACCUCUACACACACCACACCACUGCCAGGAUACUCAUGCCUCUCCAUUACAGCCUCGUCUUCAUCAUCGGGCUGGUGGGGAACUUGUUGGCCUUGGUUGUCAUUGUUCAAAACAGGAAAAAAAUCAACUCUACCACCCUUUACUCAACAAAUUUGGUGAUUUCUGACAUCCUUUUCACCACUGCUUUGCCUACCCGGAUAGCCUACUACGCGCUGGGCUUUGACUGGAAGCUGGGCGACGCCUUGUGCAGGAUAACUGCGCUUGUGUUCUACAUCAACACAUACGCGGGCGUGAACUUCAUGACCUGCCUGAGCAUUGACCGCUUUUUUGCUGUGGUGCAUCCCCUACGCUACAACAAGAUGAAACGAGUCGAAUACGCAAAAGGGGUUUGCAUAUUUGUCUGGAUCCUGGUAUUUGCUCAGACACUCCCACUGCUCAUCAACCCCAUGUCUAAGAGGGAGACGGAGAGGACUACAUGCAUGGAAUACCCCAACUUUGAAAACACGGAGUCCCUUCCCUGGAUUCUGCUUGCUGCGUGUUUCAUAGGAUAUGUGCUUCCGCUCGUCAUCAUUCUCAUCUGCUACUCUCAGAUCUGCUGCAAGCUCUUUAGAACUGCCAAACAAAACCCUCUAAGUGAGAAAUCAGGUGUAAACAAAAAGGCUCUCAACACAAUUAUUUUUAUAAUUGUUGUAUUCGUUCUCUGUUUCACACCUUACCACGUUGCAAUUAUUCAACACAUGAUUAAGAAGCUUCACUUUCAUGAUGUUCUAGAAUGCAGCCAAAAACAUUCAUUUCAGGUGUCCCUGCACUUUACAGUAUGCCUGAUGAACUUUAACUGCUGCAUGGACCCUUUCAUAUAUUUCUUUGCAUGUAAAGGGUACAAGAGGAAGGUCAUGAAGAUGUUGAAACGUCAAGUCAGUGUAUCGCUUUCCAGUGCUGUGAGGUCAGCCCCUGAGGAAAACUCCCGUGAGAUGACAGAGUCACAGAUGAUGAUACACUCCAAGACUUCAAAUGGAAGGUAAAAAGGACUAUGUUGGACCUAAAGCAAACUGCAUGACCAGCUCUGCAGGACUUCUAAGGCAAAAUGAUCAUUCAGCGUCUGACUGGGAUUCCUUUCAGUUCUUUUCACCAGGCACUAUUUCCCACGGUCAGUGUGGAAGUAAACUGAUAGAUGUAUCAGCUCAAGCAAACAUAAAACAAGUUCUGAUUCAUAAAUAAUAUAUCAACAGGGAAGCUUUUUCUUUCUUUCUUUUUUAGUGGCAUUGGUGACUGAAUCCAGGGCCUUGCACCGAGCUACAUCCCCAACCUUUUUUAUUUUUUUUCAAAUUCUGAGUCAGAAUCUCGCUGUGUCACCCAAGUUGAAUGAUCCUCCUGCCUCAGCCUCCCUGAAUGCUGCGAUUACAGUGAUGUACGGCCAUGUCUAGCUAGGAAGCUCUCUUAAUAACACAAUAUAAAAGGAAAGGUUUAUGCUAAUAAAAACUCAAUCAUUUCCUACCAAUAGUUUGGCAAAGGAGAAAAGACUGAUUAGAUUGUACACUGCCCAUGUAAAAAUGUUAAUAUUGUACAGUAUUUUUUGUAAUGUAUUUCUUAAAUCCGUUAUCCUUUCUAUUUUAGAUUUUACCCUUCGGUAACAUUUUGCUUUGUUUUGUUUUGUUCUGAGUCAUAACUGUUUCACUAAACACUUUUGGAAUAAAGAGUAGGAUGCCACAAA